AUGGUAUUGGAGAAAGCACAAGGACCAAAGAGAACACUGUACAGUAAGAAGUAUGGAGUGGAUCUCAUCAGGUACACACAUGCUGCCAACACUGUCGUGUACAGCUCCAACAAAAUAGAUGAUACAAUCCGAUACCUCUCCCUACAUGACAACAAAUACAUUCGGUAUUUCCCAGGACAUACAAAAAGAGUGGUUGCUCUUUCAAUGUCUCCAGUGGAUGAUACUUUUAUUUCUGGAUCUCUUGAUAAAACUAUUAGACUUUGGGAUCUUCGCUCUCCAAAUUGCCAGGGUUUAAUGCAUCUCCAGGGAAAGCCUGUGUGUUCUUUUGACCCAGAAGGGUUGAUUUUUGCUGCUGGAGUCAAUUCUGAAAUGGUGAAACUUUAUGAUCUCCGUUCUUUUGACAAGGGGCCAUUUGCUACGUUUAAGAUGCAGUAUGAUCGAACGUGUGAGUGGACAGGCUUGAAGUUCAGUAACGAUGGCAAACUCAUCCUCAUAUCAACUAACGGAGGGUUCAUUCGACUGAUUGAUGCCUUUAAAGGAGCUAUCCUGCAUACAUUUGGGGGUUAUAACAAUAGUAAGGCUGUCACGCUGGAGGCAUCAUUCACACCAGACUCUCAGUUCAUCAUGAUAGGUUCGGAGGAUGGGAAGAUUCAUGUUUGGAAUGGGGAAAGUGGGAUGAAGGUGGCUGUGCUGGAUGGGAAACAUACAGGUCCUAUAACCUGUCUGCAGUUCAAUCCAAAAUUCAUGACUUUUGCUAGCGCAUGUUCCAAUAUGGCCUUCUGGUUGCCAACUAUCGACGACUAAUUCCUACACUGCAGCUGCUGUCAGAUGACUUCCAUCCUGCUAACAGCAGCACAUCAUUGUGAGCAUAGUAUUGGAAUUGCCUCAGUCUCCUAGACUGUGUUCCUGUUCCUGCAUAUGUGUCCAUAUGUCUUACCUUUAUUUGCUGCAUUCCUUUGCGAGGACUCUUCACUCGGCCUCCUAGCAUGUUCAGAAGCGGCAUGCUACACGUUCUUACCUUCCAGUCCGUGCCCAGCAGGCUUCAGCCGAAGUUGGAACUGACACAGUAUUAUUUCUAAGAGCAAUGAAGUCUGUUUUAUUUACAAAAUGUUUGUGGCAUUUUUUUUAAGCUGUAAUUGUGUGUUUUCCUUCUGUAAGUGCACAAGGCUCUUGAUAAUCCAAGGUGGAACGUGCGAUUCCUUCCCAUAAGUGCAUGUUUUUCACAUCUGGGAUCUCUCCGGUUUCCCUGCAGUCCACAGAUGCAAAGUUACCUCUGUGCCAAAUGUGAACACUGACAGUUACCAACUUAAACAGCAGAUGCUGGAUUCUCUUGCAGUGGAACACGUGCUGAAAGAGUGGGUGACUGUAAAUACGCAUUAUACAUCCUGUUAUCCUUUUUUUGGCGAUUUAGUGUGCAACAAACCGUACGGGUUUUGUCCACUUCCAGAGCUUGCCGAAGCCUCCCUGCUGUUUGCUGUGCCAGCAUCCCGGAGGGCACAGACAGUACUGAUGAGGUCCAGUCAGUGUCCGCAGCAAUAAAG
Molecule: messenger RNA, 1541 nt
Organism: Charadrius vociferus (killdeer)
Lineage: Eukaryota; Metazoa; Chordata; Aves; Charadriiformes; Charadriidae
Gene: WDR82
Product: WD repeat domain 82
Exons: 9
Coding region: 1-804 (267 amino acids)
Cellular component (GO): Set1C/COMPASS complex
Molecular function (GO): protein binding; chromatin binding
Source: RefSeq, a predicted model, not a curated record